GCGCGGGAUGGCCUCCUCCUGCCCCGCAAUGCGAACGAGGAGAAUGCCAAUGCUAGGCAGCAGGGCCUUGCUAUCAACGCUGUGUUCGCUGCGGGCUGUGUCGGGCCCGUCCAGCUCGUUCCUCGUGGUAACAUCACGGUUAACGCUACGUGCUUCCCGAGCUGCUCGUGCGACAGGACCGAGCCGCUGCUUGGCCCGUUCCGCUUCUUCGACCCCCGCGCCCGCUCCCGCUCCCGCUUCCGCUUCCGCACCCGCCUCCCCAUCGCCCUCCGCUCCCGCAUCCGUUGUCGCCAGUCGAGUCCCCGCCAGGAUGGCUUCUCCCCCCAAGUCCGCGUUUGAGUUUCUCGACUUCGUCAAUGCCUCGCCAACCCCAUACCACGCCGUCGCCUCGGCGGCCGCCCUCCUUGACGCUGCCGGCUUCACCAAGAUACAGGAGCGCGACAACUGGGCGUCGACGGUCAAGCCCGGCGGCAAGUACUACACGACGCGCAAUGGCUCCUCGGUCGUGGCAUUUGCAGUGGGCGCGCAGUGGAAGCCCGGCAACCCCAUCGGCAUGGUGGGCGCCCACACCGACUCGCCCUGUCUGCGCGUGAAGCCCGUCAGCAAGCGCACCGCCAACGGCUACCUCCAGGUCGGCGUGGAGACGUACGGCGGCGGCAUCUGGCACAGCUGGUUCGACCGGGACCUGAGCGUCGCCGGCCGCGUCCUAGUGCGCGAGGGCGAGGGAAGCUUCGUGCAGAAGCUGGUCAAGGUGGACAAGCCGAUCCUGAGGAUCCCCACCCUGGCCGUCCACCUGCACCGGCAGAGCAACUUCGACCCCAACAAGGAGGACGAGCUGCUGCCCAUCGCCGGGCUGGCCGAGGCCGAACUGAACAAGACGGCCGAGCCGGACGCCGCCGGGGAAGCGGCCGGGGGCGAGAGCGACUUCGAGCCCCUGAGAGCGCUGCCCGAGCGCCACCACCCGGCCUUCCUCUCUCUCGUCGCCCAGCAGGCCGGCGUCGACGUCUCCCGUAUUGUCGACUUCGAGCUCGUCCUGUACGACACCCAAAAGUCGUGCCUCGGCGGCCUCCGAGACGAGCUCAUCUUCUCGCCCCGGCUCGACAACCUCAACUCGACCUUCUGCAGCAUCAAGGGGCUCAUCUCCUCGGUCCGGUCGAUCCCGCUCGACCACGACGCCAGCAUCCGCCUGGUCGCCUGUUUCGACCACGAGGAGAUCGGCUCGCUCUCGGCCCACGGCGCCGACUCGAACCUGCUCCCGGCCGUCCUGCGCCGCCUCUCGGUCCUCCCGGGUGCCUCUUCCUCCUCCUCGUCCUCCUCCUCCUCCUCGCCGGAGUCGGCGUCGCAGUCGGCGUCGUCGGACGUCGCGGCCUCGACGGCGUUCGAGCAGACGCUGGCGACCUCGUUCCUCCUGUCGGCCGACAUGUCGCACGCGGUGCACCCCAACUACGCGGCCAAGUACGAGCGCAACCACACGCCGGCGCUCAACGGGGGGCCCGUGAUCAAGAUCAACGCGAACCAGCGGUACGCCACCAACUCGCCGGGCAUCGUCCUCGUCCAGGAGGUCGCCCGCCGCGCCCGCGUGCCCCUGCAGCUCUUCGUCGUCAAGAACGACUCGCCCUGCGGCAGCACCAUCGGCCCCAUGCUCUCGGCCAAGCUCGGCGUCCGCACCCUCGACCUCGGCAACCCCCAGCUGAGCAUGCACAGCAUCCGCGAGACGGGCGGCAGCGCCGACGUCGAGAGCGCCAUCCGCCUCUUUGAGAGCUUCCUGGGCCACUACGGCGAGCUGGAGCGUAAGAUCCUGGUCGAUUGAGGAAUUUUGAGCCGCUGCUGCUGUGGGGGGUUGGGGAGAGGGAGAGCGGGAAGGCAAGGCUCUCUCUUCCGGACAGGGCGAGUUGCUUUGGGUGGGUACUGAAUGUCCUUUUCUUUUCUUCCUUUUUUUCUCUCCCCUUGAAUAGAACAAAGAAAAAUUGGGGACUGUUAUGAUUAGCCAGGCAAUAAAU
Messenger RNA from Thermothelomyces thermophilus ATCC 42464, 2000 nucleotides. RefSeq lists its product as uncharacterized. Gene Ontology annotation, cellular component: fungal-type vacuole. Gene Ontology annotation, molecular function: metalloaminopeptidase activity; zinc ion binding. The transcript has 2 exons. Bases 311 to 1810 code for a protein of 499 amino acids. The record is from RefSeq and is a predicted model, not a curated record. Gene Ontology annotation, biological process: proteolysis. NCBI's taxonomy places the organism in Eukaryota, Fungi, Ascomycota, Sordariomycetes, Sordariales, Chaetomiaceae.